Molecule: messenger RNA, 486 nt
Organism: Ceraceosorus guamensis
Lineage: Eukaryota; Fungi; Basidiomycota; Exobasidiomycetes; Ceraceosorales; Ceraceosoraceae
Product: protein import receptor MAS20
Exons: 3
Coding region: 1-486 (161 amino acids)
Biological process (GO): protein targeting; tRNA import into mitochondrion; protein import into mitochondrial matrix
Cellular component (GO): mitochondrial outer membrane; mitochondrial outer membrane translocase complex
Molecular function (GO): transmembrane protein transporter activity
Source: RefSeq, a predicted model, not a curated record
AUGGUGCAGACUCGGACGAUCGUUAGCAUCACGGCCGCCACGGCUGUUGCAGGCCUUGUUGGUUACGCUGUAUACUUCGACCACAAGCGCCGCUCUGAUCCUCAGUUCCGCAAAGCGCUGAAAAGGGAUAGCAAACGGACGGCUCGCGCUGCUCAGAAGGCCGAUAAGGAAUCGAAAGCCGCGCUCAGCGCAAAAAUUGAGACUGCUGUCCGCGAUGUGCGAAAGCCUGGUGUUCUGCCCAGUGGUGUCGAGGAGAGGGAGCAAUACUUCAUGAUCUCGGUCGGUGAAGGUGAACAGCUCUUUGCUCGCGGGCCAGCUUCGCACUUCGAUGCUGCCGUCGCUUUCUUCAAGGCACUGAAGGUGUAUCCUUCACCUUUGGAGCUCGUCAUGAUCUACCAGAAGGCCGUGCCUGCAGAGGUGUUCGCCUUGAUCAUGGAAAUGAUUGGCCUGGAUGUAAGUGAUAUCCAGUUGCAGGACUCGGUCUGA